AAACGAUAAACUGUUGAGGAUCGACAAACGUCUCUGUAUGUGAUGGCGACGUUGGCCUUGCGUAAGAUAAUGGUGACGGUGGUGGCCGGGAGAAUGGUCUAAAGCCUCGCCGGGCAAGACGCGGGCCAUGCCGGCUAGCCGCAGACCAAUAGAGGAGAAACGAGAGAUGAGUAGCCGUCGGCACAUGUGCCAGAGGCGUGAUGGAGAGGACAGUAGGUGACGGUGGUUACUUGAACCCCCCCGCGCCCCCUUUUCCAACUUCCUUCGGGCCUUGGCCCGGCACGGCGUUCGGCAUAGCCGCCCGAAUUAUAGAGUUGCAUGGUUCGCGACACCGUUUCCGUUCCCCAUCCGCCUGGGACGCUGUUGCAAAAUGUCGAUCCGCUUUGUCCGUUUGUAUGUUUGUUUCCCACCCUCCUGUGGGAAAUCGAGAUGCUUGGUUCCCGCCGCUGCGCCGUGUGAAAUAUUCAUGUUCCCUUCCGCAAUGCUGUGUGUCCGCGACGCAAAGGGAAAAACCCCCCUCUUAUCAGGGGGGGAAAAAAAGAAGAAGAAAAAAAAACGCUGUUGUCGAGGUGCAGGGCCCUGCAACCUCCCCCUACCCUCGAAUGAUUUUUAUUAUUCUUUUUUUUUUUCUUCUCUUUUUUCGCGCGCGUUCUGAAACCCCGACUUCCGAGUCUCCCUCCUCUUGUCAUAAUCAGCCACAGAGCCCGGGAGGCCAUGCCAUGCGGGAUCAGCGUGGUUGAGACCCUGAUGUCUCAAAAAUGUCGGGUUUCUGGUGUUUCGGUUCUUCAUUUCCUUUCUCUCUCUUGGGCCGGCGUGGCGUCGACGUAUCAUUCCUAACAAGUCUCGAAACUAGCGAUAGCGCCGGUCCAGUCGAGCUCUCGGAACGCUGCGCUAGUGCGAUGCAGCUUGGUCGAAAGAGCUAGAUUUAGGUCGUUCCGCAGCCAAGGAAUCCGGUAGUGUUGGUGGUGGUGCGUGGUCGACCUGU
Colletotrichum navitas is the source of this 985-nucleotide messenger RNA. RefSeq lists its product as uncharacterized. Lineage: Eukaryota; Fungi; Ascomycota; Sordariomycetes; Glomerellales; Glomerellaceae. The record is from RefSeq and is a predicted model, not a curated record. The transcript has a single exon. The coding region runs from base 201 to 740 and encodes 179 amino acids.